AGUUACCGACACAAGAUCACUGGCUUCGAGCGGCCACAGAAAUAUGAAUGUAAAGGUGGUUUACUAGCAGAUGAGAUGGGAUUAGGCAAGACAAUGGUGAUGCUUGCUACCAUUGUUGGAUCUCUUGAACGAGCAACGGCUUUUGCAUUGCAAGAAUCGUCCACUAGCGCAACUCAUACCAGAUCAAAAGCAACACUUGUUGUUGUGCCAUCCUCGAUCCUCAUUGACAGCUAUUUAGCAGAGUUACAACAUCGUGUCUCGGGGUUUGGUGUAUUCGGAACAAUCGAAUGGUUCCGGAUUGUGUUGGACGAAGCACACGAAGUGAGAAACAGAAAGACCAAGCAAUUUCAAGCUAUUGCUGGCCUUGCUGCUGAGCACCGCUGGUGCUUGAGUGGCACCCCUUUUCAAAACUCUUUGGAAGACAUCAGUUCUCUCGUUAAUAUUCUUCGAGUCCCAUUACUGGACCAUCCUGCGACUUUUCGCAGGUUCAUUAUGAACCAGGAGACGCGCAGUGUACGAGAUCGUUACAGAACCCUCCGACUACUUUUGACCUCGAUUUGCUUGCGGAGAACGAAACAAGUGGCCGGCCUGCCCGAGCCUGUGAUCGAAGUUCAGCAUUUGGAAUUCAAUUCAGCAGAAAGAAACGAUUACGAAGAAAUCCUGCGCCGUGCCAAGAAGCUGGACGACUUGAAUGUCAGUGGU
Messenger RNA from Cryphonectria parasitica EP155, 702 nucleotides. RefSeq lists its product as uncharacterized. The record is from RefSeq and is a predicted model, not a curated record. The transcript is spliced from 4 exons. NCBI's taxonomy places the organism in Eukaryota, Fungi, Ascomycota, Sordariomycetes, Diaporthales, Cryphonectriaceae. Gene Ontology annotation, molecular function: ATP binding; ATP-dependent chromatin remodeler activity. The annotation marks the transcript as partial.